AUGUGUACGUUAAUUUUACGAAUCUGUCUCAUCGGCACGUAUUUUUAUGUCAGCAUACAGGACUGUAUGGAAGAAAUUUCUAAUAAUAAUACCAUAAGUGUAUUAUGGCAUCAAACUCCACCAGCGACUAAUGUCCAAUCGAAUCCACUAUGUUACUAUAACGAAAACUUGAUAACAAGGAAUUGUUCCGAUUCAAAUUGGAUACCUCCUCUUGAAAAAUUAAGAGCAUGUUCCAAAGUCGUUGAAUACUUUGAGGACUCGGCUUGUCCGCCUGGUUUCCAUAAAUUUUCGUUAUCCGACAACGAGAACUGUUAUAGAAUACAUCCACCUUCCAUAUGGGAUUAUCCUUGUUUCAAAAGUGGCGGCGCGUCGGUUAUUACAGACUUAGAGAUCGAACAAGCUGAAUUGUUAUUCGAAUCUUUAAAUACAACGCACACCUCCAAACGUUUCUGGUUACCGGCACAACGAACAAAAUCUUUUCACCCCAUAGUAUGGUAUAUACCAGGAUUUUACUGGGGACGUUCCGUGAACUCCAACAGCAAUAUACCAAUGAAAUCACAAAUAAAUGGCAAUUGUUUAUUAUUAGAUAUUGAGAGAAAAGUAAUCACUACCGAAAAAUGUAAUAAGGAAUAUCCUAGUUUAUGCUUCUACAUAAAUGAUUUGCACUAUCCAGCAACAUGCCCUGAUGGAUAUCAUGCCUUUAGAUUUAUGCCAGAUGAUGGACUAUGUUUUGGCAUAGAAAAGUCUGAACAUGGAACCAGUUCUACUUUAUCUGAUUUUUUAAAGACGCAAUGCGAUAAACCUAUGGGGCGUACGGAAAAUGGUGACCUACAAAAGUUUAUUUUUAUGAAAAUUGCAGAACAAAGCGAACUAUCUAAUAAUAGUUGGUGCUGGUUUGGUUCUAAUGAUUAUGAAAUAAGUUAUUCAGAAUCCAAUGGAACAAAUAUUCUAGAAACUGACUUGAAACCUUUUGAUAGUGUAAUAAAUAAACAAGGUGCUCUGAGUUUAAUGAGUACAGAAGCAUCUUUAUCUUGUAUGGCAUGUGAGAAGGAAAUUAUUUACAAAGGAAUGAAUACGGAAUUUGCAAUUGAAUAUGAUGACAAUGAUGAAAGGAUUUAUUUAACCGUAUAUUUUCCUUCAGGUUUAUGGAAGUACGAAAAUGAUGACUUAGGCAUUCAGUGUUUUUCAGACGCAAAAGGAUUUGUUAAAGUGAUUAGUGUAGACGUAUCUCCUAUAAUUGAUAUUGAAGCAAUAAAAUCAAAAUUUUCUGAAUCGGUCAUUGUAGAAAAAUCUGUAUAUGUUAUAGAUCUUGUAACGGAUAUGCCGGCUCAAUAUUGGUGUGAAGGACAUACUCAGAAUUUUUCUUUGAUAUCAACAGAGAAAAUCAUUGUUAAUCCAAGAGGAAAUAAGAUACAUGUAUUUUCACUUAUAAUUAAAUUUUGUUUUUAUGCAAACGAAAACACUACUGUGUUAGAUAUAUUGAAAGUAACCGAAAAUCUCACAGCCAUUUUUGAGGCCGAAAAAAUAUUGCUAAUGGAUGUUUCUGACUCUGAUUCAAAUGAAGUGACGUUAAUAACUCACUUGCACGUUGCUGUGAAUGAUACACAUUCUGAUACCGGACAAAAUUUGCAAGAAACUUACAUAUUUUUAAAGAAUGUAUGUGAAACCGAACUUCCAAAACAUAAUUUUACAUUUGUUAGCUUAUCUAGUUCUUUAUAUUGUCUGCCAAUUACUUCCAUAGAUUUUAUAAUAUUAGAUUGGGAAUUAACUCCAAUUGGCCACAUAAUAGCACCAAGGCAAUUCUGUCUACAAUCAAAUGGUUUGCCAGUAAAAAGACGAUGUUAUGGGUCCUACCUUCAUGGUAGUAUCUGGGGCCAAGUUGAAGGAACUUGUGAUAUAAACUAUGAACCCUCAGAAAAAACAACGUUUCUUUACAAUUUUGCGAAAGGUCAAGUUUCAGAAAAUACUACCUCUAGUUUUCUUGUCGAUGGACUCAACUUUGUUCUUGAUGACACUGAUUUAAUCAUUCCUGCUGAUAUAUAUUAUUUAGCAAUAUCCUUACAAUUUAUUUUAAGCGUUGCUCAAGAGAAUCAAAAUGCAGUAGAUAUGGGAGAUAUUGAGAAUAUAGCCUGGGUUAUGGACAGAGUUAUGGAUUUAGAUACUAGAUAUUUGUAUUUAGCUCAAACACUAAAUUCAACUAAUAUAAUACUUGAUUCAAUUAAUAAUAUAAUUGAUAUUCUAGUUCAGAAAAAUAUUAGUUCUAUCACAUAUGACCGUUCUUUGAAAAACCAUGGUUAUGAGAUAGCAAUUAAACCUCAAUUUGUCGUUCAAAUAUCUUAUCCAAAAUAUAAUAAUAUAAGUGGAAUUGCUUUAAUUAAAGGAGGGGAUUCUGAUAAAUUUACCGAUAUGAUCGUGCAACCGCUAUAUAGAAAUACAACUAUUGAUGACGUAUUCUUAAUAAAAAAUCUGGAAAUUGCGGCAUGGUUACCUGAAAAUGUUUUAAAUAAUUUAAUAACUAAUGAAAAUGGUACAGACUGUAUUGAAGCAGACUAUUUCCAUAUAGUAAUAAGUAUAUAUCAUAAUGAUGCCAUGUUUCAGGAGCAUAACGUAAAUAAGUCCACUGUUAUUAGUCGUAUUAUCGAGAUAUCAGUACCCAACCUCAACUCUAAUCUGGAAUAUUCCGUACCACUUAUAUUUAAUCAAGUAAAUGCUACAAACUUUUCUCGGUUUUGUGGAUAUUGGGAUUUUCAAACCCAUAAAAUUGGUAGUAUCCCAGGGCAAUGGUCAAAACGAGGAUGUUAUUUGAUGAAAACUGUGCACAAUUUGAGUUUGUGUGAAUGUUAUCAUUUAACACAUUUUGGUCAGUUAAUUAACAUACAAGACAAUUAUUCAUACGAUAAGAACGAUGUUGAUCAUACAAAAGUUUUGAACAUAAUAACACUAACUGGUAGUUUUCUUUCUUUGAUUGGAAUAAUUGGUAUAUGGGUAACAGCUUUGGUAUUCGACGUUUGGAGAAAAAAAGCUGGUACCAAAGUACUUCUUCAACUCUCAACUUCUAUAGCUCUACCUUUAAUACUAAUGCUAGUGUUUAAUUUAAAUCAAAAAAUAUUUGUAAAAAGUGAAGGUAAAUACGUAGUAAAUAAUAACAUGACAAUAGUGUGUAUUGCUUUAGGUGCAUUGUUACAUUAUUCUAUUCUAGCAAACUUCGUUUGGAUGCUGAUUACAGCAACUUUACAGUUUAUUCGUUAUGUUAGAGUUCUCGGAGUAAGUAGACCAUCCAGAUUUAUGAUUAAAUUUAUGAUUAUAGGAUGGGGUACACCAAUUAUUCCAGUUUUUGUCAUUUUAUGGGCUGAUUAUGAGAACUAUAUACCUAAUCCAUCAAUAGGACGCCCUAUAUGUUAUCCUAAGGGAUUUUAUUUCAUUGUCUCAGUCGUGUUACCUAUUAGCCUCAUACUCUUAAUUAAUGUAAUUCUAUUUCUUUUGGUUAUAAAAUCUAUUUCUCAAAGUUCUGAUAUGAGAACAACAGAUAGAAGUUUAGUAUUCGCCCAGUUAAGAUUGUCGAUAUUUCUGUUCUUUUUAUUGGGACUCACUUGGAUUUUUGGCAUAAUUUCUUUUACAGGAAAUUUUCUAUGGUCUUAUCUUUUCUGUCUAACAGCUACAGUGCAGGGUUUUGUAUUAUUUAUUUACUUUGUUAUUUGUGAUCCAUCUACUAGAAAUUUAUGGGUCAUGGUUUUCAAACCACCGUUUUCUAGUACCUCAUCAAGGAAGAGCAUUAUGAGCUUAAAUAGCGAACAAUAA
Molecule: messenger RNA, 3798 nt
Organism: Achroia grisella
Lineage: Eukaryota; Metazoa; Arthropoda; Insecta; Lepidoptera; Pyralidae
Exons: 2
Coding region: 1-3798 (1265 amino acids)
Biological process (GO): cell surface receptor signaling pathway; G protein-coupled receptor signaling pathway
Cellular component (GO): membrane
Molecular function (GO): G protein-coupled receptor activity
Source: RefSeq, a predicted model, not a curated record